Cherax quadricarinatus is the source of this 530-nucleotide messenger RNA. The record is from RefSeq and is a predicted model, not a curated record. Lineage: Eukaryota; Metazoa; Arthropoda; Malacostraca; Decapoda; Parastacidae.
GAUGGGGUACACGCAUACUAACCAGCCUUUAUGUAAUGGAAGGGACAGAAAACUUGGAAGAUGAAGUUUUUCUGAAGAGACAUACCAAACCUGAGCAAGAUGAAAAGAGACGCAAGAGGUGGGAUUUACAGAGGAUGAGAGAACAACGUCAUUAUGAGCGUCUAAGGGAACGGUAUGAAGGUAGACAAAAUCCAUGUGAACCAGAGGUAUCUGGGUACCAUUCGUUAUGGCCAAAUCCUGAAUCAGCUGUUUACUUACAUGUUGAUGACUGUCUCCCUGUAUGUGCCUUUGGUCAACCCAUGGCCAGGAUACCUCCUCAGGAGUUUGUGUUACCAUGGUUAAACAAGCCGCUGCCAGGAUGGUGUAUCAACUCGGCGCAGAAAGAGACCAUAGAAUUUUGUCCUGAGAUGGAUAAAGCAAGAUUUUACUUGUUCGACCUUUUUUUUUUUUUUUUUAAACUUCUUACUUUCCUUCAAAAUAACAUUUAUUUUUCAAUUCACAAUAAAAGAGUAACAAACUCUAUACAGUAA